Molecule: messenger RNA, 3042 nt
Organism: Dendronephthya gigantea
Lineage: Eukaryota; Metazoa; Cnidaria; Anthozoa; Malacalcyonacea; Nephtheidae
Exons: 9
Coding region: 129-2276 (715 amino acids)
Cellular component (GO): membrane
Source: RefSeq, a predicted model, not a curated record
CUAUUCUAAAAUGUCACAAAUGCAACGAAACUGUUUGGAGGAUGGAUCAAUAUGGGAGUCAGAUAUGGAAAAACUAUAUAUAUAGAAAGCCUAUAAUAUCGUUAUAUUAAACUCCAAUCAACGGCAGGAUGUCGUGGCUACUUUAUCGACACUUGAUCUUCCUUGGUUUAUCUUUGCUGAAAUUUGAAGGUUGUGAAGGAUUUUUUCUGAGACAUACUCUGUCUGGAAAGUGCAUUUCUGCAGAAGAACUGUUUUUAAUUACUUCCGCGGGCACACGUUAUUGGGCUGAAUUGGUUGACGACUGUUUGAGUAAAAAUGCAUCAUUUCGUUACCUUCAGAACAAACUUAUGCAAAAUAUUGGCACAGGAGGAAACCUUGUGACUUCUGAUAGUCCUAUAUAUCAAAACCGUUUGUUCGUAUUCGGCGGUAAAAGUAGCUCCGGAAAAAUAUAUAUGAACAGUCCUACUUACCGUUUAAAACAAACCAAUGCUGGAACGCUAUAUUUUUACGACAAAAUCAGGAACUCAUGUGCUCAGCCUGAUGCGAGAAGAAAAUAUAUUGAUGAAAAAAAGAAUGGAUGCAGGGAUGCAGAGGAACAAAGAUUUACUUUUGGUUCAGUGACACAGUAUGGUACGAAGAUGAAAGAUGUUCAUUGUUCUUCCAUACAACAUAUGGUGUUUACGAAUGCCCGCUAUGGAGACUUUAAUACGAAUGGCAAGUUUGAUGGCGCGGCAAGCAGUGAAGCCGAGUGUAAUGCUGUAGCAAAUUGUAAGGUUAAAUCUCUUUGUAGUGGAAUUAAGAACAGGUCUUGUGACCUGACCAUUGACAACAGUUUCCUGCCACAAUCCCUUUGUUCUGAUCCUACAAAAGAACUUUUCACCGAAUACACCUGUGUGGAUAAUUAUAUUGAAGCAAUAACAACAGCGCGUAACAUACGGUUAAAGAAUUUACCCAACGGAGGACGUCUUCAAAUAAAAGAUGGUUCAAGUUGGAGAUAUGUUAGAGAAGAUAAUUGGGAUAAAAAACGUCAGAAAAUGCUGUGUCAGCACUUGGGGUUUGUUGAAACUACCGAAAAUAAUAUUAUGAGAAGAAGAAUGAGAUUUCUCGGUGGACUUAAGAUUGCAUCAGGGGACUUGAUAUGUUACCGCAGACACUCAAAAGGAACAUCAUGUUGUGCUCAUCUUGUUCUCUCAACAACCAGGUCAUUUGUUUCUGUGCCAUAUGUUAAAUGUAAGAUGUGCAAUGAACCAGAGUUACUCCAAAACCGAACAACUUUUCCUGAUUCCGUUUUCUCUGGGAGUGGUUCUCAUUCUUUCAUGAACGCAAGAUUUGAUAGAAGUGGUUGGUGUACCGAAAUUAACAGACCAAAGUAUCUUUUGAUUGAUCUUCAGAAAGAAUAUCACAUAACCCGAGUCGUGACAAUGGGUAAUAAAGACCAGACCAAAUGGAUUGGUCAGUACAUAAUGGCAUACAGCUUUGAUAACAGUUUUAGGCACGCAAGACAGAUGACUGGAAACACAAACGGCUUUCAAGCAUUAAUUACACGUUUUAAUAUUUACAACGUGAGGCAUAUAAAGAUACAAUCGAAUAGGAAAACAGAUUUUUGUUUACGAAUAGAACUCUGUGGAAAAGUUCAAAUGCCAGCACCUGUGAAAGAUGUUAUAAUUAAAGUUGAAGGAAAUUCAGCCAAAGUGAGAUUGGACAUAGAAAGAUCAGCAUCAGCUUCGAGUUACAUCAUAAAGCUCAAUGUAUAUCUUAAUGGCGAAAAACACCAGACUGUAACUCGGCGACAAUCCUUUGGUAACUUCAGCAUUAUUGGACUCACACCGAACACUAUUUAUUAUGUUGGAAUUGAGACGGAAGAUGGUUCUUUCCUAAAGAGCAGCAGGGUUUCUACAGUGAUUAAGACGAAAACAGGUAACAAAGCUGCUAACAGACCAAUUCGCGGAACACGAUCUUACUUAUUUGGUGUAACAUUCGUGGCUGGCGGAAUAUUCGGUAUAUUGCUUUCUUACGUUGUCGGACGUUUUCGCCGUUACCGAAAACGCCGGAAACAUCAGGCAAGCUCUGAAGUUCCAGGGACAUCAACUGACAAGGCUGAACAAAACGCAACCUAUGACAGCCUGGAUCUCACUAAGAUGAACUUUGAAGAUAAAUAUCAAUCGCUGAGGAAGAGUCUGAGUGGAAAGGAGGAAGAAACAUGUGAACAUGCUGAACCUUACACGCAAUUGAAUAAAAUUAGAGAAAUUGAAGAACAUUAUCAAGCUCUUAAAUGAAUAAAGAUAUACCACUAUUUUUCAUGUAUCUGUGGAUCGACAAGGAACUUACUGCGGAUUCAGGUUGAGUGUUCAGUGUUCAAAAACGUCACAAAUGAAGCAGGCCGAUUAUUUACGCCCUGAAGUGUCUUAAUGGUAGGAAAUAUAAUUUUAAUAAAGAAGGUGAUCACAAAACAAGCUUUUUUCCUGGAACGUUCGUCGAUAUACGCACAGCGCAACCUCUUAAGGUCUCGUCAGCCGUUGUAUCUAAAAUUUUGAAACGCUAUUGCCAAGAUUAAUUAGUUCCGCGGAUGGAAGUCCUAUAUAAAUCAUAGUCUUUUACCUGACGUUGUCCUGCAAUAUAUUGAGUUUUUAAAAAGCCAGCGUCCAUCUAUUGCAUACAAGAAAUCUUGCAAGAAUUUUACGAGUUUGUAAACAUGCUAUAUAGAAUGCGUACGAUGCGUAACUGCAUGCUGGUGCUGAUUUUAAUGGAGAUUGUCGGUUGCCACACGGAACAAUCGUCUUCUUGCCCGAGUUUAGUAAUCUCAUUAUUUGAGAUUUACGUAUACAUGCUCAGCCGUGCCAACUUCCUCAUCACGAUUAGCCAAUCAUAUUUGAGCUGAAAUGACUAUUGACCCAUUAAAUCAAGGCAGUGGUCACAUAACCCGGUACGGAAAUAUCAAUUUAUGGAGGGAAUUUUGAAUAUUUUGAUCCAAGUGAUUGUUUACAUAUUUUUACACACCAAGUUAUACACAUUUUCCCCAUGGAAAUGAGGUUCUUUGAUUGU